This is a messenger RNA of Aphanomyces invadans, 2050 nucleotides long. RefSeq lists its product as hypothetical. Lineage: Eukaryota; Oomycota; Saprolegniomycetes; Saprolegniales; Verrucalvaceae. Gene Ontology annotation, molecular function: zinc ion binding; nucleic acid binding. The transcript is spliced from 3 exons. The record is from RefSeq and is a predicted model, not a curated record. The coding region runs from base 1 to 1866 and encodes 621 amino acids.
AUGGCCAAGGGCAACAAGUCAAAGCGACCUCGCCCCGAUGCCAAGCCAGCGUCCAGCGGCAGUCUCGUAGUGGUGAAUCCGGCACUUCUUCGCUCAAUGAACAAACCUAGUGCGCCACUGGCAAAGAAACAGAGGGCGUCCAACGACGAUGGAAAGGUGAAACCUGGAGCGAAGCUGCCGACGAGUCAACCGUCGAAGAAGAGCGAAGUUAGCAGCAAAAAUACUGACAAGCCGAGCGGGAUGUAUGUGUGUACUGUGUGCCGCAUUCCCGUAACGACAGGAGCGAAAGCAAUGCAUGAACAAGGGAAGAAACACAAACGAGCGGUGCUUGAAGCCGGCGGAGCUUCAAUGACUAACACCUCGUUGGUGGAUGCCACAGCCCGGUCAACCGCACCUCAAUCAGCAGCUUCUCCAUCAAUUGAACCGAAUACACCACCGCUUCAGCACGUCCUCGUUCGAGACGAAGAUGUAUUAGGGGUGGUGUACUACCUCCUCGAAACAAAAAAAAUCCGCCGGGCUAUUGUUGCCCUGCCCACGAAGCCGUCAGGUCAACUCACUCCACAAAUCGUUGGUGGGGCGUUGAAGCAGCUGGGGUUCUCCGUCUCGACAAUUCACUCCAAGACGUCGUCCUCGAUGCGCAAGCUCCUUCUGGAGAAAUUUCAGUCGACUGACGAAGGGAUUGUUGUCACGACGGAGCACUUUGCACCGAUGGUGUCCUCUAAUUCACACUCCAGUGUAGUCGUUGCCAUUCACGUCCACGGGACCCCACCGCCGUGGGGAUAUGCCAUUCUGGCUCCCGGUGCGGUGCCGCCUUCCUCCGUCCCAUUAGACGUCGCCAAGCCCUUGCUCCAGAAAGCCACGUCGCGGGCCAACUUGGCCACGGUCAUCUUUGAGUUGCAACAAGAAACCCAGCCCACCGACCACGAUGCGCAAUGGGUCCAGAAACUCGCCAACGCGUCUGGGCUAGACGUCCCCGACGCUGCGUCCAAGUCCUCCAAAUGUGUUAAACUGACUCCUACGCAGCAAAAGCUGCAAGCAUUGUCUGAGAAACUGUAUAUCCAUCUCGCGACCCCCCUGGACGCCGUCGGAGCUGUCAACCUCGCCAAAAUGAAAGAAAAGCUGCUCGCAGUUGGCCUCGUGGCCCAAAAUGCCGCGACAGGCAUGUCCAUCCAUAACACCAGGUUGUCGGCGCAAACUCAAUGGCUGGAUACCGCGGACGGCCGGGAAUUCGGUGGGUCGUGGGAUGGGCAUGUGCGGCAUGGGGCGACGAAAGAUGCGACAUCGUUGGUCGUUCGGGCCAACUUAAGUACCACCGACCCGUGGGCUCCAAACCCUGAGCCCUCCGACAAGCAGCAAUGGGGAGGACUGUAUGGAAAGCCCUGUGGCCACAACGAAGUGGUCAUGCAUACUCUGCGUCCAUUUUUUCCGCAAGAAGUCCUGAAUGCAAGGGUGUGCAGUCGAGCGAGGCCAGCACCAGGGAAUGACGGGUACGACGGGUGUCUCGAGUACAUUCAGUGGCAGUGUCGCACCCACGAUCGUGCCAUGACAUUGUGGGAUGCCGAGCACUGGUGGUACGUGGCUCGCGAUGGACGCACGUCCCGCGUGUCCAAGAAGGUUUUAGUCACCAAGCCGUUGUCGUUGAUUCGAUGGCUCGUGUCGAAUCUGCGACUCCAAACGAUUCGAUGGCAUGGCAGCAUCGCGCCAGCGUCGCUCCUCGAAAGUUUGUGCCUCGCGCUCGUGUGUGGAACGACGCAAACGGCUCAAAGACUCCCCCUGCACGUCCGGCAAUGUAUUUUGCAGUACGCCACGACUGGAAGUCGGGAAGCAUGGCAGCGAAUCGACCUGUUCGAGAAGAAUCGCCAUUGAUCAUGAAAUAUCCAUCCUGUAGACAACGGAGAGGUUCUACUCCAGUAACUACAUAUGAUGCUGUCCGCGUUGGUUGGUACUCUAGCACUUGGCAUUGUUCCUGGCAGGAUUCAAUGCUUUCUUGCCCCCAAUGAAGUGCGCUGUUGUCGUCGAAAUCCACAAACUUCUUGUCUUUGUUGUCCAA